Molecule: messenger RNA, 2442 nt
Organism: Menidia menidia (Atlantic silverside)
Lineage: Eukaryota; Metazoa; Chordata; Actinopteri; Atheriniformes; Atherinopsidae
Source: the annotation of a GenBank genome assembly
CUGAUCCAGAUCACCGCAGCUGCAGGGAUGAGCCGCUGGGGUGCGGGAAUCUUUGGGAAUGCCAGUAAAUCCGAAAGAAGUGGGCCACACAGAAGGAGGCAGAUGAUGCUGAUGUGGAUUAUCCUCUCCAGCUCACUGUGCCUGAUGGUUGACGCCCAGAUGAAGAUUUCACCAGAAAUUGUGCAGCAGUGGGCCAUGUCUUUUGGAAAAGAGUUAGUAUCUCUGUCCACCAGAUUCUCUGGAGCUAAACUUUUACAGAAGAAAUUCAAAGAUAUUGAAGGUGUGGUGAAAAUGGAGGAGGUGGAUGGUGAGGAGUUGGUGAAGAAGUUUGCUGAGGAAAUGGAGGAGAUGCUCGGGAGGAAGAUGAAAUCUGUGAAGAAGUUAGCAGAAGCAGCAGAGGACGCUGAUUUACACCACGAGUACAAUGAAACACUCGAGUUUGACUACUUUAACUCCCUGUUGAUCAACUCAGUGGAUGAAGACGAUAACCCAAUCCCGCUCGGUGGAGAAUUUCCUUUAGAAAGAAAUGAACAUUUCAACAAACUGCCGGUCAACACACAGCUGAGCAACAUACAAGUUCCUACGAAUGUUUACAAUCGAGAUCCAGAUAUUCUGAAUGGAGUCUACAUGUCUGAAGCUCUGAAUGAUAUUUUCAUUGACAACUUCCGUAAAGAUCCAACGCUUACGUGGCAGUACUUUGGCAGUGCUACUGGCUUCUUUAGGCUGUACCCAGGAAUCCAGUGGAUUCCCGAUGAAAAUGGUGUGGUCACCUUUGACUGCAGAAACAGAAACUGGUACAUCCAAGCGGCCACUUCUCCUAAAGACGUGAUAAUUGUGGUGGAUGUCAGUGGCAGUAUGAAGGGACUCAGACUGACCAUAGCCAAGCAUACAAUUAAUACCAUACUGGACACACUGGGAGAAAAUGACUUUGUCAACAUUAUAGCUUACAGUGACUAUGUUCGCUAUGUGGAGCCCUGCUUCAAGGGCAUUCUGGUGCAAGCUGAUCUGGAUAACAGAGAGCAUUUCAAGCUUUUGGUGGAAAAUCUUCAUGUAAAAGGAGAAGGCAAAGUGAAAAAUGCAAUGAAGGAAUCCUUUAAGAUCCUAAAUGAGGCUGCCGCACUGGGGCAGGGUAGCCUGUGUAACCAGGCCAUCAUGCUGAUCACAGACGGUGCCAUGGAAGACUUCCAGGAUGUUUUUGAGGAGUUUAAUUGGCCAGACCGGCGGGUCAGAGUUUUCACCUAUCUGAUUGGUCGUGAAAUGACAUUUGCUGAGAAUGUGAAGUGGAUUGCCUGCAACAACAAGGGUUACUACACACAUGUAUCCACACUGGCUGAUGUCCAGGAAAACGUAAUGGAAUACCUCCAUGUUCUCAGCCGCCCAAUGGUCAUCAACCAUGACCAUGACAUAAUAUGGACCGAGGCCUAUAUGGACAGUGUGCUGUUCAACACGCAGGCACAAAGUCUGCUGCUGAUGACUUCUGUAGCCAUGCCUGUGUUCAGCAAGAAGGAAGAAACUUUAUCACAUGGGAUUUUACUGGGAGUAGUAGGAACUGAUGUGGCCUUGAGAGAACUAAUGAGAUUGGCACCAAGAUACAAGCUGGGUAUCCAAGGAUAUGCCUUCCUAAUCACCAAUAAUGGGUAUAUCCUGUCUCAUCCUGAACUCCGACCUCUGUAUAAAGAUGGGAAAAAACUGAAGCCCAAACCCAACUACAACAGUGUUGAUCUGUCAGAGGUUGAAUGGGAAGAUACUGAGGAAAAACUGAGGACAGCCAUGGUCAAAGGCGAAACUGGAACACUGUCUUUAGAUGUGAGAACAUCAGUGGACAAAGGAAGAAGAGUGAUGUUCUUAAAGAAUGAUUACUUCUACACUGUCAUUAAUGAAACACCAUUCAGUCUGGGAAUAGUGUUGAGUAGAGGAUAUGGAGAGUAUAUCUUCAUAGGAAAUGUUUCUGUUGAAGAGGGUCUUCAUGACCUAUUGACUCCAGAUCUGACCAUUGCAAAUGAGUGGACCUACUGCGAGACAGACAUUGACCCUGCACAUCGCAAACUGACCCAGCUGCAGGCUAUGGUUCAAUUCCUGACCGGCAAAGAACCAGAUCUGGAAUGUGACGCCCAGUUGUUGCAACAAACUCUGUUUGAUGCUGUUGUUACUGCUCCAAUGGAGGCUUACUGGACUGCACUUAUGCUCAACACAUCUGGUGUUGAUGAGGGGAUUGAAACAGCUUUCUUGGGGACCCGUUCAGGCUUGACGAGAUUCCAGAGGUAUACAGGGAUUGAGAAAAGAAUUGGCAAGUCUUUCCUGACCUCCACAGACAAAGAGAAUAUGUUCACUCUGGACCAUUUCCCUGUGUGGUACCGCAGAGCAGCUGAGAACCCAGCUGGACAGUUUCUGUACUACAUGCCCAGACAGGAGACCAGAGGUAGAGGACAAGCUCUUACUUAG